GUGAUGAACAGCGAACAGUAGAUGACCAAAACCGAAAGAAGAAAGAAAAAAUAGCCACCGUAACCGUAACUCUAACCGCACUCCUUCUCUACGUUUAACAUCUCGACGUUACUCGCGACUCUGGAACCACCGCAAAAUUCCCCCAAUCGCCAUGGUUGAACCUCAACGAAUUUCCGUUCAUCACGCUCUCGGCUCUGGCUUAGUUGCUGAUGUGUUGCUAUGGAAGAAUUGGCGUGGAGGAGUUACGUUGCUGAUUUCUGCAACCACAUUGUGGUAUCUUUUCGAGCGAGCCGGUUACAAUUUCUUAUCGUUUGUUGCAAAUGUGAUAUUGCUUCUUGUUGUGAUUCUGUUUCUAUGGGCGAAAGCUGCUAAUCUUCUUAAUAGACCGCUUCCUCCUCUGCCUGAUCUGGAGAUUUCAGAGAAAACUAUUGCAAAGCUUUCUGAUGUACUGCAAAUUUGGCUAAAUCGGGCUUUGUCGGUCGCACAUGAUAUAGCAAUUAACAGGAAUUUGUUUCUUUGUGCAGAGGUUGUUGGGGUGUUGUUGACAAUAUCUUAUAUUGGUAGUCUGUUUAACUUCCUGACUUUGAUCUACAUAUGUGUUCUUCUUAGCUUGUCUCUUCCUGUGGCAUAUGACAAGUACCAGGAUCUAAUUGAUGAGAAGAUUCAUGUGGUACAUGGGAUUAUUCACCCACAGUAUCAAAAGAUUCGCAGGAUUGUUUUGAGCAUUAUUCCAAAUCGUUCAAGCAAAGAAAAGAAAGCGCAGUAGGUACGCAUGUGCAGAUGGUUAACUGAAGUCUAGUUAGGAGCAUACAGAUGGAUGUGCAACAAAUGGAGUAUUUGAGGUUUUUCGUUUUCUUGGGAAGUUGUCGCCGUUUUAACUCAUGAUUAGUGAUGUGCUAAUUCUUCAGAAGCCAAAUUGACAGAGCUUUGAUGUAGAUGAUUACUUUCUUGUGAUUUUCAGUGUACUCCAUUGGAAGAUGCUUUAUAUGAAUUUUGAUAAAUAGAAAUAGAUACCCUUGUUUUAGGUUCACUCUGGAUUAGAUUACCAGAAGAGGGUGGAAAAGAAAGGACACGACUCAUGAGAACUUGCACAUCGGUUUGCUUUUUUAGGAUGGUAGUAUGGCAUGGUUUUUGGUUCAAUUGGAUUUUGGUUCAGUUGAUUUUAUGAUGUAUUCCUGAAAUUGUUUAAUCGGUAAUUACCGCUGUGUAUACUGCAAUAUUUUUACUUUUUCAAAUAGGAAUGCUGGUCUGGAAUUAUAAAAGUAACACAAUAUCUCACCACCUCAGGUUACCUUUGUACUUGCUUACUGUUAGGUAAAUCGUUUUGUGAUCAUUAUUGAUUUGUAUUUGCUGUUA
Messenger RNA from Medicago truncatula (barrel medic), 1356 nucleotides. Its product is annotated as reticulon-like protein B11. The coding region runs from base 152 to 766 and encodes 204 amino acids. Gene Ontology annotation, biological process: response to bacterium. The record is from RefSeq and is a predicted model, not a curated record. The transcript is spliced from 6 exons. Lineage: Eukaryota; Viridiplantae; Streptophyta; Magnoliopsida; Fabales; Fabaceae.